Messenger RNA from Argentina anserina (silverweed cinquefoil), 1827 nucleotides. Its product is annotated as aspartyl protease family protein At5g10770-like. Bases 81 to 1535 code for a protein of 484 amino acids. Gene Ontology annotation, molecular function: aspartic-type endopeptidase activity. The transcript is spliced from 3 exons. NCBI's taxonomy places the organism in Eukaryota, Viridiplantae, Streptophyta, Magnoliopsida, Rosales, Rosaceae. Gene Ontology annotation, biological process: proteolysis. The record is from RefSeq and is a predicted model, not a curated record.
GAGUAUGCUAUCGCAGCAGCCAGCAAUAUCAUACCUGCGUUUUUCGAAAAGGGGUCGAGUGAAGGCCGGAGAAGGCUACCAUGGCAACUCCCUCCUUCCUCGCGAACAAGUACUUGAUUUCCUCGUGUAUAUUUGUAUGCCUUAAUAUUAUCUCUUCUUUAGACAAGGGCUUCGCUUUAACCUUGGCAGAAACAACAAAAGGCCACCAUCUUCAACUCAACUCUCUACUACCAGCAUCAACCUGCAGCCCCUCAACCAGAGGUCAUGAUAAGAAGAAGGCGUCACUUGAAGUGGUACACAGGCAUGGUCCGUGCUCUAAGCAGCCUAACCAGCACAAAUUGAAAACUCCAACUCACACUGAGAUCCUGCAGCAGGAUCAAGCCCGAGUCAACUCAAUUCACGCCCGGGUUUCUCAUAAAGAGGUCGACGAUCUCAGACAAUCCGACACGUCCAUCCCGGCAAAGUCAGGCAGUGUUGUGGGCUCGGGCAACUACAUUGUGACUGUGGGCUUGGGCUCACCCGCAAAACCACUCUCGCUCAUAUUUGACACUGGGAGUGACCUGACUUGGACUCAGUGCCAGCCUUGUGUUAAGUCUUGUUACAAACAAAAGGAGCCCAUCUUUGACCCAUCCGUCUCCAAAUCCUACACUAACAUUUCAUGUAAUUCGCCAGUCUGCUCUCAACUCAUAUCAGCCACAGGUAACACGCCCGGUUGCUCAAGCGGAACAUCAACUUGCAUAUACGGCAUACAAUACGGAGAUCAAUCCUUCUCAAUUGGAUACUUUGGUAAGGAAAGGUUGGCAUUAACUUCCGUGGAUGUCUUCGAUGGGUUUCUCUUCGGCUGCGGCCAAAACAAUCAAGGCCUUUUUGGUGGCUCUGCCGGGUUAUUGGGCCUGGGCCGCAACAAAAUCUCCCUCGUCGAGCAGACCGCCCAAAAGUAUGGUCGCUUCUUUUCCUACUGCCUCCCCUCCACUUCCAGCUCCACCGGUUACCUCAGCUUUGGAAGAGGUGCCGGAGGACCGUCUAAUGCAGUCAAGUUCACUCCGCUAUCCACGGUAUCUCAAGGUGGGUCCUUUUACGGGCUCAAUGUCGUUGGAAUUAGCGUUGGUGGACGUCAGUUAUCGAUUUCCACUACGGUUUUUUCGUCCUCAGGGACCAUCAUCGACUCAGGAACCGUCAUAACUCGGCUUCCGGCAACGGCGUAUAGCGCUCUAAGGGAUGCGUUUCGGCAGGGAAUGAAAAGUUAUCCGCAAGCAGAGGCGCUUUCGAUACUAGACACAUGCUACAACCUUAGUGGGAGCAAAACGGUGUCGUACCCCAAGAUAGCGUUCGCGUUUGGCGGUGGGUUGACGUUGGAUUUGGAUGCCACCGGCAUAUUGUACGUCGCGAGUGCUUCACAGGUGUGUUUGGCGUUCGCUGGGAAUAGUGAUGACAACGACAUUGCCAUCUUCGGGAAUGUUCAACAGAAACGGUUGCAGGUGGUGUAUGACGUCGCUGGUGGAAAGGUCGGAUUUGCCUCUGCUGGUUGCCCCUGAAUGGACUCUAUGCACUAUUGCUCAGGUUGGCUAUAGUGUUAUAUAGAUUGCAGAUUGACAGAUCGUCGUUAAUGGAUAUUCAUGUUCUGGAAGCAAAUUGUACAUAAAUAAGAGAUAUAUAUAUAUAUAUAUAUAUAUAUUAUAUACCGUAAUACAUCACGAACUCUGUAGUAGUUUGUAUUUUAUUUCAGGCUUGAAUGCUAUUGUUUAAGUGCAUGUGAUUAAUGAUUAGUCAUUGUGUUGUCAACAUAGUUGAACAAAAACUUCACCUAGUGUGUAUCAAGUUAUCAUG